AUGGCACUAUAUUUAUCUGACAACCACUGCAGGAAGGCGACUGACAUCAAGCGGUGGCCAUUGUUGUACCGCGCCCCUGUGCCAACAUGGCACAAGGGCAAGAUGGUCUUAGCCGGUGAUGCAGCCCAUCCAGUAUUGCCUCAUCAAGGCCAAGGCGGUGCUAUGGGUCUUGAAGAUGGUCUUGCGUUGGGUGUCGUGAUGGCUGGGGCUGCAGAUGCCUCAGACGUCGAAAAACUGCUUGACGUCUACGAGAAAAUCCGCAAAAGCCGUACCAGUAUAAUCCAGUUGCUUAGCAACGUUGCAAAGAAUGAUUCUCACCUCGUCGAGAAAGAGCUCUUAGAAUUCAUGCCCAAGGAGGAUAUUCCCAAAACACAAAAAGAAAUGUUUAUCUAUAACUUUGAAUACGAUGUUGUGGAGGAAGCUAUCAAAAUCAUGGAGGAAUUUGACCCGUCGUUUCAUCUUCCCCACGACUUCUUUGAGGAUGACUCAUUCAACAUGGCCCAUGUUAGUGGCGAGCUGUCCAAGAUGAGCGGGUUUAUCACAGUCGAGACUUGUAUUAGCGUUGAGACGGAGGAGUCCACAGCACAAGUAUGA
Colletotrichum spaethianum is the source of this 594-nucleotide messenger RNA. Its product is annotated as 6-hydroxynicotinate 3-monooxygenase. The transcript is spliced from 3 exons. NCBI's taxonomy places the organism in Eukaryota, Fungi, Ascomycota, Sordariomycetes, Glomerellales, Glomerellaceae. Gene Ontology annotation, molecular function: monooxygenase activity; FAD binding. The record is from RefSeq and is a predicted model, not a curated record. Bases 1 to 594 code for a protein of 197 amino acids.